CCAUUUUACCCCGUUUGAAUCACAUUAUAAUCACCUCUUCUUUAGCUACAAUCUGACCAAAAAAUCGUGGCAAAAAUCAAAGGCAAUCCCAAGAAAUAAAGCCCCAAAAUCAAUCAGAAAACACACCCCGGAAUGAAAAAAAAAAAAGAAAAAAACCCACAGCCAUGUUUUGAAAGCCUGUCCACACAGGCAGCAGAAUUAUCCCAUUUUUGGCACUACAAAGUAAAAAUACCAGACUAACUAAGCUUUGAUUUCGUUCCACGUGUACGCCUCCAAUAAUUCUUUGUCCAUGUUCGCAAUCCUCGUCUCUCUAAAUCAACCAAUCAUAGACGGACACUGGCGUCUGACGCAGGUCCCGCCCUGGCUUUAAAUUCCCAGAGUGUCAUUUCCACGGAAUAUCAAAGCAAAGCCUUUCCUCUGGAUUCCUCCUGAGUUCCUUCCUUGAUACUGUGAAAUCUUUCUCAAUUGUACCUGUUUUGUUUCUGUGAUCACUUAUGGCCACCGCUGAACCUGAAGUUCCGGUUACGGAGCAGCAGCCGUCGGCAGCAGAGGAGCCAAAGCCGGCGGAGAAACCUGUCAAGGAGAGGAAACGCAAAGCGGUGCCAAAGGAGAAAAAACCAAAAGUUCCGAAGGAGAAAAGGCCUAAACAGCCAAAAACCGCUGCCCAUCCUCCUUAUUUCCAGAUGAUUAAGGAGGCGCUCCUGGCUCUGAACGAUAAGAGUGGUUCGAGUCCGUACGCCAUAGCCAAGUACAUGGAAGAGAAGCACAAAGCGGUGCUUCCAGCGAAUUUCAGGAAAAUAUUAGCUCUUCAGCUUAAAAACUCAGCUGCCAGAGGCAAACUGAUAAAGAUCAAGGCCUCUUACAAGCUCUCCGAGGCUGGAAAAGAAGGGAAAGCCACUGCUACAAGGGCUAAAACGGAGAAGAAACCUAAGCGAGCUGCUGCAAAGCCACGGAAGUCUGAAGCAACAAAGAAGCCAGCAAAGAAAGUUGGAGCUAAGAAGAAAUCAACUCCUGCAAAACCUAAGCAGCCUAAAUCUAUCAAGUCACCUGCUGCUAAAAAAGCCAAGAAGGCCACUGCUUAAAACAAAGUGUAGAAAGUGCUUUAGGUUUUAUUUUUGUGGAUAUAUAUCUAGUUGUAGUCUGGUUGUAUGAGUUAAAUAUGGGUUUUGAAAAAAAGGUAGGGGGCUUUUGGUUGAUCUUAUCAGUUAUGAUCUGCAAUGGAAAACAGACUUUUUGUA
Durio zibethinus is the source of this 1238-nucleotide messenger RNA. RefSeq names its product histone H1-like. Gene Ontology annotation, cellular component: nucleosome; nucleus. Gene Ontology annotation, molecular function: structural constituent of chromatin; double-stranded DNA binding; nucleosomal DNA binding. Lineage: Eukaryota; Viridiplantae; Streptophyta; Magnoliopsida; Malvales; Malvaceae. The record is from RefSeq and is a predicted model, not a curated record. Gene Ontology annotation, biological process: chromosome condensation; nucleosome assembly; negative regulation of DNA recombination.